This is a messenger RNA of Poeciliopsis prolifica (blackstripe livebearer), 1065 nucleotides long. It is a transcript of the gene cwc15, whose product is annotated as CWC15 spliceosome associated protein homolog. The record is from RefSeq and is a predicted model, not a curated record. Lineage: Eukaryota; Metazoa; Chordata; Actinopteri; Cyprinodontiformes; Poeciliidae. Gene Ontology annotation, molecular function: RNA binding. Gene Ontology annotation, cellular component: catalytic step 2 spliceosome. The transcript is spliced from 7 exons. Bases 107 to 823 code for a protein of 238 amino acids. Gene Ontology annotation, biological process: mRNA cis splicing, via spliceosome.
UAAAAGAAUAUUAUACUUUCACUCACUUGGAGCGGAACAUUUAUGAUACACAGUUGACGAGACAAGCGCGUUGAACCAAGUUAGCCUGUAGGCAGAGGCGUCCAAGAUGACUACAGCUGCAAGACCAACAUUUGAGCCUGCGAGAGGAGGCAGGGGGAAAGGAGAGGGAGAUCUGAGUGCUCUUUCCAAGCAGUAUUCCAGCCGAGAUCUUCCAGGUCAUACAAAGAUUAAGUACAGGCAACCCACCCAGGAUGCCCCAGAGGAGGUGCGUGCCCGUGACUUCCGCAGGGAGCUGGAGGAGAGGGAACGUGUCGCUUCCCGUGACAAGACCAGAGAGAGGGGACCCAGAGAACACACCACAUCCUCAUCAUCAUCCUCUUCAUCAUCUUCAAAGAGGCCCAGACUGGAUCAAAUCCCAGCAGCAAACCUUGAUGCUGAUGACCCUCUGACUGACGAUGAUGAAGAUGAAGACUCUGAGGAAGAAAGUGACGAUGACGACACUGCCGCCCUCCUGGCUGAACUGGACAAGAUCAAGAAAGAGCGAGCUGAGGAGCAAGAACGCAAAGAGCGAGAGCAGAAGGCAGAAGAAGAGAGGAUUCGAAUGGAAAAUAUCUUGAGUGGCAAUCCCCUGAUUAAUUUGGCUGGCCAGCAGCAACAGAAUCAAGCUCAAAAUACAUUUAGAGUCAAAAGGAGGUGGGACGAUGAUGUUGUGUUUAAAAAUUGUGCCAAAGGAGUGGAUGAGGCACGGAAAGAGAAACGCUUCGUCAACGAUACGCUGCGCUCAGAGUUCCACAAGAAGUUUAUGGAAAAAUAUGUAAAGUAAAGGACUUGCUCUGUGCUUUAUUGGAUCAUUUUUAUCGCUUUUGGUCUAGAACCCUCAAAUGGUUGACAGCAUCUGCUCCCAUUGAAAUUCAUUAGACUUUGCAGAGUAAACAGGUAAAUGGCUGUAUAUAAAUGAGUUGCAUCCUUUGUUUAAAUUUUGUGAAAACAUUUUGAAAUGUGAUUUAACAUUUAUUUCUGUGGUUUAUUUUUUUAUUUCAAUAAACAAUGACUUGCCUCACAGUA